AUGUUCAAGAAACUUGAAAGUAUCUCGAAGAAAGCUGCAGACUUCCCCGAGGCCAUGAGGAUGGUGAAGCAGAAUCACAUUUGUCCCAAAUUGUUCUUUGAAAAAGACAUCUAUACUGAAAUUCUAGACAAAUUGGACCUCAAAUGUCAAUAUCCUCAAGCAAGUAAAACUCUUGGUAUCAUAGAUUAUCACACUGGUUUUACGCCGUUCAGCUAUUUUCUAGAGACUGAAUUGAAUCCUAAACAUCAUGUUCUCUUUCCUGAGAGCGUGGCAGCUUCAAAAUUCUGGAAGCAUAUGAUAUCCAAAGAUCCUAAUUGUAAGGGGAUGAUUAUGGAUGAUGAUCAAGCAAAUCGUGUGCUUAAGCAUUCGUUUCUCAACAAAGUGCUUGAAAAGGGUGAGUUGGAACCUAAAGAGGAGACAGAUCUAUCCAAAGUCAACCAAUCCGCUCUCAUUACAGGAAACUUUGUGGAUUCUUCAGGAGGAGAUUCCUUAAGGAUUUUAUUGUUUUUCAAUCAGAUGAAAACAUCAAUUUUCCAAUUCAAUAACGUCAAGCUUUUAAGCUGGAUGCCUUCUUCAGAUGCGUUGAAAUUUAUAGGUCCUCUAGGCUCGAGGCAUAGGCGAUCCAACGCUUUGAUGACCAAUCUAUUCUGCAACGUCAACGUCAUCGCCUAUUCUAAUUUUGACAACAAGAAAAGUGUUGACGGCAUUCUUGGAAAGUAUAAAAAGGCUGUUAAAUUGCCCCAGAUUAGUGGUCAAAAAGACGUUUGUCUCAUGGAGUUCCAGUCCAGCUACGACAAGUACAAGAUUCAGUUUCCGGACGAGCUGCAUCUAGUGAUUCAUAAGCUCCUGAUAUCUCCUAGUAACAAGAUUAUAGAUAAUCUACAUACUCUUGGACCUGGUGCAGAGGAAUACUUGGAAACCAAAAUCGAUCCGGAGGUGCUUCAAAAAACUGCUCCUAAUAUUACAGAGCAAGAGUUUAUUGAUAUCAGCGAAGCUUAUUAUUAUUGGCCAUUUAAGCCCAAUACGCAGUUAGAAACUUAUCUAGGUGAUCCACCUCAGGAUGAGUAA
Brettanomyces nanus is the source of this 1068-nucleotide messenger RNA. RefSeq lists its product as uncharacterized. NCBI's taxonomy places the organism in Eukaryota, Fungi, Ascomycota, Pichiomycetes, Pichiales, Pichiaceae. The transcript has a single exon. The record is from RefSeq and is a predicted model, not a curated record. The coding region runs from base 1 to 1068 and encodes 355 amino acids.